AUGGAUGCGCCUCAUACUCCAGGAAACCGUUUCCGUUCAGGCAUUCCGUUGGUACUUGCGAUUCUUUCACGAUUUGGCCAGUUUCUGGAGCAUACGAUCACUCGUCAAUGGCUGAAACAUCGCGAUAAACUCAAAAUGGCUCACAAGAAAACGAAAAAGUAUUUGAAGACAGAGCAAAGUGCAUCACUAAACGAUCUCGAAGAAGGGAAACACGUCAAAGAGGGAAAAUCGGGUUCCCUCGAAGAUCAUCUGAUAGAAGAUUCAAGAACGAUUCCAGUCUGGCUAGCGCUGCUAUUCUGUGUCAGCUGGAUAUGCGCAUGUGCGGCUCUGUUUCUUAUUUGGGAGAAACGGUGGACGUUCUUUACAAGCCUCUAUUUCUUCUUCAUCUCACUUUCGACGAUUGGAUUAGGUGAUGUUGUCCCUGACCAUCCUCAUAUGCUGAUAUUAAUGUUCUGGCUGGUAAUUAUUGGGCUUUCAAUUGUUUCUAUGCUACUCACUGUGAUCCAAAUCAAAUUUGAAGAAUGCCUUUAUAACUUCAUGAUUAGAAUGCAGGAAGAAUACCAACGAAAACUGGCCAAUGGAAUGCCGUUCGAUCAUGAAGAGAUUAAAAAGAAAGCGAUGGAGGACCAACCCCUUCUCAUGAAGCUUUUCGGUCCGGAUCUGAUGACCGAAGAACAGAAAGAAAAGAUCGAGGAUACGGCAGAACAAUUCGAGCGAAUUAUUCGAAUCACAAACAACAAAAACAUCCAGACGGAAAUGCCAGCUGUGUACGGUGCCGCAACCCAGAUUGACAACCUGGCAGCUGUGGGUCUUAUGUGA
Messenger RNA from Cooperia oncophora, 819 nucleotides. NCBI's taxonomy places the organism in Eukaryota, Metazoa, Nematoda, Chromadorea, Rhabditida, Trichostrongylidae. The record is from the annotation of a GenBank genome assembly.